Messenger RNA from Populus euphratica (Euphrates poplar), 1828 nucleotides. Its product is annotated as nucleolin-like. Gene Ontology annotation, biological process: regulation of DNA-templated transcription. The record is from RefSeq and is a predicted model, not a curated record. Bases 149 to 1573 code for a protein of 474 amino acids. Gene Ontology annotation, cellular component: nucleus. The transcript has a single exon. NCBI's taxonomy places the organism in Eukaryota, Viridiplantae, Streptophyta, Magnoliopsida, Malpighiales, Salicaceae.
AAAUAAUAAUAAUAAAACAAAGCUACAAGAAAUAAUAAGAUCCCACUCAAAGUCGCCGAGCAGAGCAGUCAGUGUAUCAGUCACUUGCAGUUUCUCACACCCCCCCCCCCCAAAAAAAAAAUCCAAAAAUAAAAAGUAAAAACCCUAAAUGGCUCGGAAACACCUGAUCGAAGAGCCUCCACCUGCCGUUUCGUCUUCCGAAGAAGAAGAAACCGAUGACAAAGAAGAAGAACCUCAAAACGGCACCGCCAAAACUCAGCAAAACGCUGCCGGUGAGAAAUCAAACGACGACGAAGAUAGAACUGAAGACGACGAAGAAGAAGAUGAUGAUGAAGAAGUGGAGAAAAAGAAACCCGACUUGCCUUCCAAACCUUCAAAGCCAAGCUCGGAGUCCGACUCGGACGCUGACUCAGAAGAUACUGAGUCAACUCAUCCACCGUCACCUUCUCUUUCUGGUUUCACUAUCAAGCCCAUCUCGCCGAAGCUCAAACCUGACCCAAAACCAGAUCAGCCCAAGAAGGAGAAGGACGUUGAUGACAAGAAAGCAAAGAAGGGAGCCGGACCUGAGACCGGAGGGUCUCAGCGUAUAUGGAGUGAUGAGGAUGAGAUUGUGAUAUUAAAAGGCAUGAUUGAGUUCCAAAAUGAAAAGGGGAAAAACUCUACUGCAGACACUGGUGAUUUUUAUGGAUUUGUGAAGGAAUCACUCUGUUUUAAUGCAUCCAAUAAUCAGUUUGUUAAUAAAAUUAGGAUGUUGAAGAAGAAGUAUUUUACUGAUGUGGAGAAGAAUGAGAGUGGGAAAUAUGAGACUUUUAAGAAACCGCAUGAUUUGGAGUGCGUAGAGCUUGCAAAAAAAAUAUGGGGUGCUGGUGCUAUUGUCGUGGGGAAUGAGAGUAAUGCUAGUAAAAACAGUGGGAAAAAUGUUAGUGGUGGUGGAGGAGGGAUUAUUCUGGCGUUGGCGAAAUUGGGGAGUGGGGAAGUGAAUGGGAAGGGAAAGGAGGCGAGUGUAAAGAGGGGGAAGAGGGGUUCGAGUGAGGAAGUGAGCGGAGAAGGAAAGCAAGGGAAUUUGAAGAAGAAAAAGCGGGUUUUGAGUGAGGAAGGCGAUGGGGGAGAGGAGGGGAAUGUGAAGAAGGGGAAGAGGGGUUUGAGUGAGGAAGUCAUUGGAGAAAGGAAGGGAAAGGGUGGAAAAAAGGAGAAGCAGGCUGCUAACAACGAGCUGAGUGGAGGAGAGGAUGCGAAUGUGAAGAAGCAAAAGAGGGUCGUGAAUGGAGAAUGGAAGGAAUCAAGUAUGAAGAAGCAAAAGGCAGUGGAAAAUGAGGAAGUGGAGGGAGGUGAGAAUUUGUGGGAUAAGUAUCCGUAUUUGCGUUCAUCGUUGCUGGCUGAAGAUUUGCCUGAGGAUGUGAAGGAGAGAGCAAUGAUGAUGCUGGGGAAGGUUCCAGAGGAAAAUUUGGUGGAGUUGGAAAGGGAGUGGAGGAGUUUGAUGAACGCUAAGUUGGAGUUUUUCAUGAUGGAAAAUGAUUUGAUUGCAAAACAGAUGAAGCUAGCUUUAGAUGCUUUAAAGUCUCAAGAUUAUUAGGAUGGUUAUAGCAUAGAAAGGAGAACCUAUUUUAGGGGGUGGACUAGUUUUGAUGGACCUUGAAAAUAUGUUUUAUUUUCUUUCUUUGGGUUAUAUAUGAUGGUUUAGAUGGAGAUGCAGAUUGGUCUUUUUGAUUCUUCAACAUGCAUGGUUUUCUUUUGUUAAGUUUCAAGGAACUUUGGUUUUUGAAGUCGGGCCCUGUUCUCUUUUCAGUUGAUAUCAAUAUAACAAUAGUCUUUCAGCUUGCAUUCCGUU